AUAGCACCGCUACCAGUGCGUUGUAGAGAGUCGAAUUGAGCGUAUCGCACACCACCCGAUCGAGGGGGCCCCGAGAAUAUAAUCAAUAGAGGAAAAUCAAAAUGUUCGCCUUAUCUACGUUCCUAAGUUUUGUGGGUUUCUACGCAAUGGCUUGUUAUCUAUACGAGCAGUUGAGAACGCCGUUCAGACUUAUCAAGGUUCGAUGGUGCUCCAACGAGAAGGAUCGACCUUCUCUCAAGGAACGGUUUGGCGAAUGGGCUGCCAUCACGGGAAGCAGCGAUGGCAUUGGCAAGGAAUACGCAAAGGAGCUGGCACGACAAGGAAUCAAUGUGGUUCUAAUCGCAAGGAAUCAGGAGAAACUUCAGGCAGUUGUUAAAGAAAUUGAAAGCGAGUCCAAGGUGCAGACCAAAAUAGUGAUAGCGGACUUUACCAAGGGUGCGGAGGUCUAUCCGCAUAUAGAAAAGGAAUUGGCAAAUCUACCUAUUGCCAUUCUGGUCAACAAUGUGGGAAUCGGAACACCUGCAGCUAUCCAUAAAUGGAGCCAGGAGUCGACCCAGAAUAUAAUAGAGACCAAUAUAAUGGCCGUUUCGCAGCUGUCGCGUCACUUCUUUCAGCGCAUGAAGGCCGAAAAGAUUAAGGGAGCCAUCGUGAAUGUCAGCUCGGGAACAGAACUCCAACCGCUUCCCUAUGGGGCCUACUAUGCCGCUUCCAAGGCGUAUAACCGCAGCUUCACGCUGGCCCUGCAGUGCGAGGCCGCCCCAUAUGACAUCCAUGUCCAGCUGCUGUCUCCCGACUUUGUCGUCACCAAAAUCAACUCCUAUUCGCGGGCCAUCAUGAAGGGGGGCCUCUUCAUACCCUCGGCGGAAGUCUAUGCGCGCAGUGCCGUCAAUCAGCUGCGAGAUGGUGUGGAUGAGACACCUGGUUACCUUUGGCAUCAUGUCCAGACUGCUGUGAUGCUGGCCGUCACCUGGCGGAUUCGUCGUUUCUUUGCUCUUAAGCUGUUUAAAAGCCUGAAGUAGCAAAUCCUCUUUAAAUCCUGCCCAACAAUCGGUUCACCAUCAUAAUGUUGAUAAAUACAUAUAUUAUUGAUAA
Drosophila miranda is the source of this 1092-nucleotide messenger RNA. RefSeq names its product hydroxysteroid dehydrogenase-like protein 1. Gene Ontology annotation, molecular function: oxidoreductase activity. Gene Ontology annotation, cellular component: endoplasmic reticulum. NCBI's taxonomy places the organism in Eukaryota, Metazoa, Arthropoda, Insecta, Diptera, Drosophilidae. The record is from RefSeq and is a predicted model, not a curated record. The transcript has 3 exons. The coding region runs from base 102 to 1019 and encodes 305 amino acids.